Molecule: messenger RNA, 2708 nt
Organism: Leucoraja erinaceus (little skate)
Lineage: Eukaryota; Metazoa; Chordata; Chondrichthyes; Rajiformes; Rajidae
Gene: nf2b
Product: NF2, moesin-ezrin-radixin like (MERLIN) tumor suppressor b
Exons: 17
Coding region: 387-2159 (590 amino acids)
Biological process (GO): positive regulation of protein localization to early endosome; regulation of organelle assembly; regulation of gliogenesis
Cellular component (GO): adherens junction; apical part of cell; cytoskeleton
Molecular function (GO): cell adhesion molecule binding; actin binding
Source: RefSeq, a predicted model, not a curated record
GUUUGUGCCAAAGAUACUCCUCUAGUAUCUUUGGUUUGUGCGAAGUUUUGCUGCGAGUUGCUUCAUCCUCACUGGAGGGCGCGCUCCGCCAUUCGGUGUUCCGUUGUGCAGCGGUGGCUCUCCCUCCCCUUUACCCAGCUAGCAGUGUCCAAAGAUUAUAGAGCUCCUCUAUAAUCUUUGGCAGUGUCCGCUUCCCGGCUGUUUUAACCGACGUAUGUCCCUGUUAGUGGGGUUGCUGUGCAGUUCAUCGUCGCCUUAAGGCCGGUGCUGGUGGCGUAUCGUGCGGACUCGCUGCAACUCCAGUCCGGGGCUCAACUUUGGCUGGGCCUCCAUCGACGGUUUAAAAAUAUCCUUGAAGGAAUAUCAUCAAAGGAUUUGGAAGCAAAAUGUCGAUAAUGGGGUUAAAGAAAAAACAACCUAAAACCUUUAAAGUUAAGGUUAUUACCAUGGAUGCAGAAAUGGAAUUCAGUUGUGAGGUGAAGUGGAAAGGAAAAGACCUUUUUGACUUGGUGUGUCGAACAAUUGGAUUACGGGAAACCUGGUUCUUUGGACUGCAAUUCAUUGUAAAAGAUACAUUUGCAUGGUUAAAACCGGAGAAGAGGGUGCUGGAUCAAGAGGUACCGAAGGAGGAUCCAAUUACAUUUCACUUCCUGGCUAAAUUUUAUCCUGAGAAAGUGGAAGAAGAACUUGUCCAAGAAAUCACCCAGCACCUUUUUUUCCUGCAGGUGAAGAAACAGAUUUUGGAUGAGGAGAUUUACUGUUCCCCCGAGGCUUCUGUUCUGCUGGCAUCUUAUGCUGUUCAAGCAAAGUAUGGUGACUAUGAUCCAAAUUUUCAUAAACCCGGUUUCCUGGCUCAGGAUGAACUACUACCAAAAAGAGUUCUUAAACAAUAUCAAAUGACAGCAGAUAUGUGGGAAGAAAAGAUAACAGCCUGGUAUGCUGAGCACAGGGGAAUCGCCAGAGACGAAGCUGAAAUGGAAUAUUUGAAGAUUGCGCAGGACCUAGAAAUGUACGGAGUAAAUUAUUUCCCAAUCACACAAAAUAAAAGGGACACCGACUUGCUACUUGGAGUUGAUGCACUUGGUCUUCAUAUCUACAUCCCUGACAACAAGCUGUCAUCUAAGAAGUCAUUCGCAUGGAGUGGAAUCAGAAAUAUUUCCUACAGUGAAAAAGAGUUUACUAUCAAACCCUUGGACAAAAAGGCAGAGGUUUUCAAAUUUUACUCGUCACAGCUCCGUGUGAAUAAAUUGAUUCUGCAGUUGUGUAUUGAAAAUCAUGACCUGUUCAUGAGAAGAAGGAAAGUAGAUUCAAUUGAAGUUCAGCAGAUGAAAGCGCAAGCUAGAGAAGAAAAGGCUAGAAAAAAGAUGGAACGCCAAAGAUUAGCCAGAGAAAAAAAGUUGAGGGAAGAGGCUGAACGAGCAAAAGAAGAUUUGGAGAGACGACUUUACCAAUUACAAGACGAGUCUAGACUAGCAAAUGAGGCACUGAUCCGAUCAGAGGAGACUGCCGAUUUACUUGCUGAGAAGGCACAAAUUGCAGAGGAGGAGGCCAAGUUACUUGCUCAGAAAGCCGCAGAGGCAGAACAGGAACGACAAAGGUUGGAAGUCACAGCCCUAAAAACUAAAGAGGAGAAGCGUCUCAUGGAACAGAAGAUGCGAGAAGCAGAGUUGAUAGCUGUUAAGCUAGUGGAGGAAUCGGAGAGGAGGUCUAAGGAAGCAGAACAACUAAAGCAAGAUCUAAAUGAAGCUAGAGAGGCAGAGAGAAGAGCCAAGCACAGACUGCUGGAGAUUACAAAACCCAGUUAUCCGGUUAUUGCUUCAUAUCCUGCUCAUCCUCCUGCUGAUGUUGGUGAUCUUAAUUUAGAAUCCGGAUCUUUUAAAUUUGAUUUCAAGGAUACUGAUAUGAAGCGACUAUCCAUGGAGAUAGAACGAGAACGUGUGGAAUAUAUGGAAAAAAGCAAACACCUACAAGAGCAGUUGAAGGAGCUCAAAACUGAAAUUGAGGCUCUGAAACUGGAGGAACGACAAGCUAACAUGGGCAUCCCUACCAAUGCAACUAUGGAAUUCUCUGAUAACGCUUACACACCACUCAGUAAUGACGCAAAGUGCUGGAGUAACUCAGCGGGUCAGACAACAUUUCUGGAGAACAUGGAUAGGUGACAUUUUGGGUCGGGACCCUUCUUCAGACUGACUUGGAUAUGCAAUACUUGGAUAUGUUGUUCAUGAAUACAUUUUAAAGUUAGUUUAAAAAAUCUCUCAACAAUUUACCAAUAUUUAGUUUUCCCCUUUCAUUCAACAGCUUAAUUUACAGAGUGUAACUGCAAAGACACAAGUGGCCUUUUUGGAAGAACUCUAGCAUGCACAAAACUGCCUGGUCCGCAAGUGAAUUUGAUGAUCUACCUGCAUUCCAGAGCCAAGACGUGAAUUGAGCACAAUGUUUUCAAUGUACUUGUGUAUUUUGUUUUAUAAAGGAAAUUUAACACUGCUUGAAAUUGCAAAUAUAACUGAGUACUGGCACAGACUUGUGUAUUCGGGUCACUGAGCAUAUAUAGCCACACUAAAUGGGAAAUGUUACUAAUAAUUCCCAGUUACAACACUAAAUGCUAGUGCCUUUGCUGUUCAUUUUACAAGUAACUGUGAAUUAAUGGAAUUCUUUCGCACUUCAAUCUGAUAUUUAGCUGUCCAUAGAAAAAGUUAUUUAUUCACAAA